Agelaius phoeniceus (red-winged blackbird) is the source of this 2005-nucleotide messenger RNA. RefSeq names its product protein O-mannosyltransferase 2 (gene POMT2). The record is from RefSeq and is a predicted model, not a curated record. Lineage: Eukaryota; Metazoa; Chordata; Aves; Passeriformes; Icteridae. Gene Ontology annotation, cellular component: membrane. Gene Ontology annotation, molecular function: mannosyltransferase activity. Gene Ontology annotation, biological process: protein O-linked glycosylation.
UUGGGAUGAAACUCAUUUUGGAAAGAUGGGAAGUUACUACAUUAAUCGGACCUUCUUCUUUGAUGUCCAUCCCCCUUUGGGGAAGAUGCUGAUUGGACUUGCUGGCUACCUUAGUGGAUAUGAUGGUACAUUUCCUUUCCAAAAGCCAGGGGAUCGAUAUGAGCAGCACAACUACGUAGGGAUGAGAGGGUUUUGUGCAUUUCUUGGCUCCUGCCUGGUUCCUUUUGCCUACCUCACGGUGUUGGAACUGUCAAAGUCACUGCCAGCAGCCUUACUCACGGCUUUCAUCCUUAUUUUUGAUACAGGCUGUAUUACAUUGUCCCAAUAUAUUUUGCUGGAUCCCAUUCUAAUGUUCUUUCUCAUGGGAGCUGUUCUGAGUAUGGUGAAAUGUAACAGCUGUGCAGACAGGCCAUUUUCUGCCUCCUGGUGGUUCUGGCUGAGUCUGACUGGUGUGAGCCUUGCUGGAGCAAUGGGGGUAAAAUUUGUUGGCCUUUUUGUUGUCCUCUUGGUUGGCUUGAACACAAUCUAUGACCUAUGGGACUUGCUGGGGAAUCUCAGCCUGUCACUGGUGAUGUUUGGGAAGCAUUUACUGGCUCGUGUACUCUGCCUCAUCAUCCUCCCACUUGCCCUCUACACGGCUAUGUUUGCUGUUCAUUUUGCAGUGUUAAAUAGAAGUGGUCCUGGGGAUGGUUUCUUCAGUUCAGCAUUUCAAUCCCAGCUGAUUGGGAACAAUCUUCAUAAUGUCUCCAUUCCAGAGCAUUUGGCAUAUGGGUCAGUGGUGACAAUGAAGAACCUUCGGAUGGCAGGGGGAUACCUGCACUCCCACUGGCACCUCUAUCCCGAGGGCGUGGGGGCUCGCCAGCAGCAGGUCACUGCUUACUUACAUAAAGAUUUGAAUAACCUGUGGAUCAUAAAGAAACAUGACUCAGAUACAGAUCUGUCUGACCCCUCAAGCCCUGUGGAGUUUGUGAGGCAUGGAGAUAUUAUUCGUCUGGAACAUAAAGAAACUUCUAGAAAUCUGCACAGUCACCAGCAUGAGGCUCCCCUGACAAGGAAGCAUUUUCAGGUCACUGGCUAUGGAAUAAAUGGAACAGGAGACUCCAAUGACUUCUGGAGGAUUGAGGUGGUGGGCAGAAGGACUGGGCAGCUCAUCAAAGUCCUACGCAGUCAGGUCCGGCUAACCCACGUGGCCACAGGCUGUAUAUUGGGAUCUUCUGGAAAGACUCUGCCAAAAUGGGGCUGGGAACAAGUAGAAGUGACCUGCACACCAUACCUGAAGGAGACACCCAAUUCCCUCUGGAACUUUGAAGAUCAUAUUAACCCUAAAUUGCCCAAUAUCAGCCUGGAUGUUUUGAAGCCUUCUUUUGCAGAAAUUCUGCUAGAAUCCCACAUGGUUAUGAUCCGGGGAAACAGUGGCCUCAAACCAAAGGACAAUGAAGUCACAUCCAAACCUUGGCACUGGCCCAUCAAUUACCAGGGACUGCGUUUUUCUGGCGUCAAUGAGACGGAUUAUCGGGUUUAUUUGCUUGGAAACCCGGUGAUUUGGUGGCUAAAUCUGGUCACUAUUGGGUUAUAUCUUCUGAUAACAGUUGCCACUGCAGUGGCACUGAAGAGAGGUGUCCAACUGACAUCUGAACUCAAAGAACUGUCCAGAGUGGUGCUACAUGCUGGAGGGCAGAUCACACUGGGCUGGCUCCUUCAUUACCUCCCUUUUUUUAUGAUGGGACGAGUUCUCUACUUCCACCACUACUUUCCUGCCAUGCUUUUUUCCAGCAUGUUGACAGGAAUCACCUGGGAUGCGCUACUGAAGUUCUGUGCUGGGUUCUUGUCACCCAGCACUACAGCAAGAAAGGUAUAUGGAGGUGGAUUCCUGGCACUGGUUCUGCUCAUCCUGUACAGCUUCUACCUCUUCCAUCCCCUGUCCUAUGGGAUGAUAGGACCCAUGGCCUCCCACCCGAGCAGCCCCAUGGCAGGGCUCCGGUGGAUGGACUCCUGGGAAUUCUAG